AGAAACCUAAUCUCAGUGGGCAAUAUAAAAUUGAGUUCCUCGAUGCGCCACAGCUGCACGACUUGCUGAUCUCGGCCCCUCACUUCCUGUGCCACAAUUGCGGGGUCCAUGAGAUAGGCGUCUCCUUACUUUCAGCUUAAACACGCAAGUGCUACAACAUUAAGUUUUCCUAACCUCUCAAUUGAUAUUCGUUCGAGGGUUCAGGAGCUAAUUACCAUGGACGGCUCUGAGCUCACUUCCCAAAUUUUAGCGCUGGUAGAUGCCGGAGCUGGUGGACUUGAUGAAGGUCAACGACUCCGUCUGCUCGCAGCAUGCAACAAGUUGAGAGACACGCUGCAAAGUCCCAUAGAAAGGACGAUUCAAACUAUGCUUGGUGGCCAUGAUCCCAUCGCUCUUAGAUUAGCUAUCGACCUCGGGCUCCCAGACAUCGCUCUUGCAAAUAACGGUCCUAUAACUAUUGAAGAACUAGCAGGGAAGAGCAAAGCAGAUAUCGCUCUCGUUCGCCGCAUAAUGCGCUUCGUCUCCUGCCUCGGAGUCUUCUCAGAAGUCGACGUCGACACAUACACCGCGACACCUUUAACCGGCACCUACUCCACCAGUUCUCCCAUGCGAGAAGUCGUCAUCCAUCUCUCAACCGCCGAACCCACAAUCGGUAGGCUCCCCGACUACUUCGCGGAACGCGGGUGGCAGAACCCAGAUGAUGCCCUCAAUGGCCCGUGGCAAUUUGCCGAGCAUACCACAGACCAGUACUGGGAAUGGCUUGCUAAACGAGAGAGGUUGCAGCGCGCUUUUAACAUUGUGAUGGGCAUGCAGAGGAAGAUGAGAGGGGAAGACUGGUUUGAGUUUUUUCCCGUGGAGGAGAAAUUAUCAGUUGGUGAUGUGAAUGAGGGGGGAGUUGUGUUUGUUGAUAUUGGGGGUGGUUUAGGCCAUGACCUCGUGCGGUUUAAGACUCGAUUCCCGGAACUCCGCGGGAAGUUCGUGCUAGAGGAUCUUCCAUCCGUGGUUGCGGCUGCUAAGGACCUCCCAGCGGAUAUAGCAACUCUAGGUCACGAUUUCUUCAUCCCGCAUCCAGAUGAGAUUAAGGGCGCGAAGGCGUAUUAUCUUCGGACCAUCCUACAUGAUUGGCCUGAUAAACAAGCACUCGCUAUCCUGGCCAAUAUCAAAGAUAUCAUGGCCCCGAACUCGCUGUUGCUGAUCAACGAAGGAGUUUUAGCGGAGAAAGGCGUGAGCUUGUUUGAGGCGAGACAUGACUUCCAUAUGAUGGCGAGAUUCUCAGCGUUGGAGAGGACGGAGAAGCAGUGGAGGGUUUUGUUGGAAGAGGCGGGGUUUGAACUGGUUCAGAUAUGGAGGUCUGAGCAAGUUGCGGAGGCGAAAGGAGCGUUGAUGGAAGUUGUUGUUAGGAAGUAGCGAGCUCGCUAGCAAUUAUGCAGCAUUUCAAACUGGAAGUUUACCUUCCAACCCUGCCUGCAUCCGCACGGCGG
This is a messenger RNA of Lindgomyces ingoldianus, 1481 nucleotides long. RefSeq names its product S-adenosyl-L-methionine-dependent methyltransferase. The transcript has 3 exons. The record is from RefSeq and is a predicted model, not a curated record. NCBI's taxonomy places the organism in Eukaryota, Fungi, Ascomycota, Dothideomycetes, Pleosporales, Lindgomycetaceae. Bases 217 to 1407 code for a protein of 396 amino acids. Gene Ontology annotation, molecular function: O-methyltransferase activity.